Monomorium pharaonis (pharaoh ant) is the source of this 3379-nucleotide messenger RNA. RefSeq names its product somatomedin-B and thrombospondin type-1 domain-containing protein (gene vex). The coding region runs from base 766 to 1803 and encodes 345 amino acids. The record is from RefSeq and is a predicted model, not a curated record. NCBI's taxonomy places the organism in Eukaryota, Metazoa, Arthropoda, Insecta, Hymenoptera, Formicidae. The transcript has 5 exons.
GAGAGUACGAAAAGCAAGGACGACGGCUCGGCGAAGGCGCAACAUAGCGCGCGCGCCUCGUUACGUUCUUCUCGCGCUCGCGGGGUUGAAACUCGGCUCAGUUGGAUCGCGACACCCUCCGUCGAAGGGUCCGGCCGCGACAGGGUCGUCCCAUGGUUGUGUGGCGGUGCGUGAAGAACCCGAGACCGGAUGCGUGUCUCGUUUUUAACCCUCCGCGACCCAUUCGCGAGAAUAAGUAUAACGCGAUAGUCAGAGAUAAUAAUGAUAUAAAGCGUUUUAAUUAACUGCGAAAAUAUACGUAAAAAAAUUUUAGAGAAUCCUAAACAAUAAAAGAUAACAGUUAUCUUUAUUUAUUUCUGUUAAGAACCACCUCUAAAAAAAAAAAUACAAAGAAUUUUUUUUUAUUGUGCGAAUGUAAAGUGCGCUCUCGCCGAGCCGCGCGAUUCAAUGGUCGGUAAAUGUCGGCAGCAGGGGCAUUAAAUUAUAAACUUGGUGCUUCCGAGUAUGAACUCCGCUAAUACCAAGGAGCUAUUUUCGCGUAGGAACUAGGAACCGAUAUCUCGGAACGCAAGGCCGGUAGAUCAAUAUGACGAUCAAUCGCGCGCACGACGAGUCGCUGUAACGUGACGAGCGUGAAUUACAUCAUUACGGUACACGUGCGUGGUGCUUCCACGACCAUCGGCGGAACCAACAGCAACAAUAAUCCAAGGUCGUCGUGGGUGGCGGUGAGAGCAAGGUCGCCAGGGUCGCGGAAUCGCGAGGAGAAUGUGGAGGAAGGACGCGACCAGGUUGGCCAGGCUGAUCGUCGUCGUCGCCACGCUGCUGAUUUCCCUGACCGUUGACGGGAUCGCCGCCGGCAGCUGCAGCUCCGCGAAGCUCUGUUGCCAGGGCAGGGACUCGGGCUGUGUCAUUCAGAAGGAGUCGAACGAGAUCCCCUCUAUCGACAAACGCGCGAUUCGCGACAAGCCGUGCUACUGCGACCACGCGUGUCUCAAGCUCGCCGAUUGCUGCGACGACUUCAAAGAGACCUGCGGCGUGGUCGACUGCGCGGUGAGCGAAUGGAGCCCGUGGACCCCGUGCGAUAACGGAUGCGGAAGUGGCACUCAAAGGCGCAGCCGGGUGAUCGAGAUCGAGGAAAAGAAUGGCGGAAAGCACUGUCCGCACUUGGACCAGGUCAGGACGUGCCGCAGCUUCGAGAAAUGCCACGCCAGGAUUCGCUCGCAGCCGCAUGCUAAAAGUGUGAUGCUUCUUGCGCUUUCCCCGAGCGACGGCAACAGUACGGAUGUAAGGAUCAAGAAUAGGAUCGCCGAUAAAAGAGGCAGCUGCGUUCCCUUCACCAUUCUGUGGGUCUCGCGGGGCUGCAGGAAGUUUUCGAGUCUGCUCUCACAAGGUUCGUGGAUUUGCGUGGAGCGCCCGGGUAACGAGAGUCUGGACAAAUACGUGGGCAUCGGCAAGUGGAAGCUGUCGGCCGAUAUUGCUGGCAGCAACAAUCGGCACGGUCGGUCGACCUAUUCGAUCUGCCACGGGAGAUGGGUCGGCGAUUCGCCGGUGGUUUGUCACGACGAUCUGCGAUGUUCCGGAUACACCUCGCAGCUGGUGGAUUGCCGCGAUGAUUCGCGAUGCGUGUACAAUCCGCGAUUCGAGUCCAGCCUGACGACGACCCCGUACACCACGCAAGCGGUCCGAAGUCGCAGGGGUGCGAACAGCGAUAGGCCCGCCGUCAGCAGCAGAGUUGUGAGAAGACGAAGGAGAGGCAGACGACGGAAGAGGAGUAAAAGAAGAAGGCGCGCCGCAGAACGGUGAACGUUCUUUGGAGCUUUACCGUAACUCCCGCAAGUGUCGUCAAUGUCGGAGUCCCUUUUUCUUUCUCUACUUUUCUCCUUAUUUGUUAUUAUUAUUAUUAUUAUGCAGAAUGUAUCGUAAGAUACUUUAGAUGGGAUUCUCUGAGAAACUCGAUCGUGUCGAUUUUUCCGUGGCAAAAAUAUCGGGGAAUUAUCGAUUUAAAGUUUAGAAUCGAUUCGAUACUUUGCAUAUUGAGCUGCGAAGCUACAGAUAGGCGGGCAAAUACAGAACCUUGUCCUUUUCUUUAAGUCCAAGUGUACUUUAUAAUAGGAUUUUAAUUUUGAGACUAUUUGAUUACCAGAGAAUUUAAUUUUAAAAACAAGAAAGUUGGCGUUCAAUUAAAUUCUCGCUAACGAAAAAUCAACGCUCUGGAUUAGUCCGAGAAUCCGUGUAUUUAACUUAAAUAUCAUUACUCGACGUUUCGUUAUCUUUUAAAUUGAAUUAUCUCUUGCAUCGUUUAUCGAUAUUUUUAUUUAUUUAGUUAUUUCAAACUUGAAAACUUUUUUUUCUGUGUUAAGUUUCGCUGGGCUGAAACUACAAAACAUGGAAUAAAAUCCAUUUUCUCUUUUAUUCCUUUUUUUUUUCUCUUUUUCUACUCGGCUUGACGUAGCAAUCGCGUACAGAUCCAUUGUCUAGAUUAUUCCGAUUAAUUAUCAUAUCGAUUUUAUCAUUAGCGCAAGCUUGCGAAACGUCCGUCGGGAGAGGAGAAUAUCUUAUUCCCUUUGGAGGGAAUCGCGAGAUAAUCGAUACUAGCGACGUAAGAAUUAUGAUUUACGCAGAUUAUGAGCUAAUAAAUUGUGACGACGCUCGGGAGAUAAGAAUAUCACAGGAACGAGUGUUGGAUAAUAUAUACAUGUUGUAUUAAUUUAGUAUUUUCCUCUUUCUUUCUUUUCCUUUUCUUCAGGUUUCAUCCAAUCUAAUGUAUUGUAUAUGCGUUUGUCGAAUAUAGAUAUAUAAAAAAAAAAUAUAUAUAUUCGUAGCGAGCGGAUAAAAAGAAUUUUAUCAUUAUUAUAAUCAUAAAUAAUUGUAUUUUAUUAAUAACGUGACUAUCACAAUAUCUUCCAUAAGACAGGAGAUUUAUAAGAUCAGAGAUAUAUAUACUGCCUCAUGCACAUUUUUCUUUAAUCGUUUUGUUCAAUUUAUUAUAAGUAUUCUAUAUAUUUACAUACAGGGUGUCUCAAAACUAUCACUUAUUUAUAACUCGUUGGAAAUGCUCCAUUGGAAGAAAUAGUAUUUUUUCAAUUCAGAUUCUAGCAUUCAUAGUAACGAUGCUCUCUUUGCGAUGCCCUGUAUAUCUUGAAAAUAAUUUUUAAUGUCAUUAAGUGUAUAUAUAUAUAUAUCCAUCUUAUUAAUACAUAUCGUAUGAUAUAAUAAAAUUUCUGUACAGUCCCGUUUUACUUUUUAGUAUUUGCAUCUUUAAGUGCAAUAUCAUCAUUUCUCUUCACGAGAAACAUAUCGGCGUGACGAGAGAUUAAAGGCUCUCAAAGUGAAACGAACAAAAUGUAAAAGCACAGUCAAUAAAAAGCACUUGCACAUA